UUAGUGGGCUAAUUGUUCGGCCCAUUUUUCGGUAUUUUGGCAGAUUUUUUUUAUCGGUAAAUUUGGGAAAAAAAAUCGGCCAAUUUUGCCGAUCGGCCCGAUUUUCGCGGCAAUGAUGGGCAAAUCGGCCGAUCUUUUUACCGAUAAAAAAAUCUGCGCAUGAGCUGUGACCUGCAAGAGGAAGACAAAAAGAAGAAGAAAAAAGAAGAAGAGGAUGAAGAACAAGAAGAAGAAGAGGAUGAUGAAGAAGAGGAUGAUGAAGAAGAAGAGGAUGAAGAAGAGGAUGAAGAAGAAGAGUAAGAGGAUGAAGAAGAAGAGUAAGAGGAUGAUGAAGAAAAAGAG
Molecule: messenger RNA, 342 nt
Organism: Staurois parvus
Lineage: Eukaryota; Metazoa; Chordata; Amphibia; Anura; Ranidae
Source: the annotation of a GenBank genome assembly